Onychostoma macrolepis is the source of this 2245-nucleotide messenger RNA. It is a transcript of the gene tslig3a, whose product is annotated as family with sequence similarity 98 member A. Gene Ontology annotation, cellular component: tRNA-splicing ligase complex. The transcript is spliced from 8 exons. Lineage: Eukaryota; Metazoa; Chordata; Actinopteri; Cypriniformes; Cyprinidae. The record is from RefSeq and is a predicted model, not a curated record. The coding region runs from base 96 to 1676 and encodes 526 amino acids.
CCGGCAUGUUUCUGGUCGCCUACAGGAACUGUAAGGACCCCAUUAUGCCAACCCAGCAUUGCAGUCAUUACGGCUGCUAGAGGGAGUAAUUUACAAUGGAGUGUACUGAUAUUCUUGAUUCUUUGGAGGACCUAGGAUACCAGGGUCCACUCCUAGAGGACGGAGCUCUUGAGACGGCUGUGACUGGUGGUGCUGCAUCUCCAGAGUUCACUAAACUGUGUGCCUGGCUUGUGUCUGAGCUCAAGCUCUACUGUAAACUAGAGGAGAAUGUGCAGGCGACCAACUGUCCGAGCGAGGCUGAGGGGUUUCAGCUGGAGAUGAGUGGUCUUUUAGCUGAGCUGUGCUGUCCAUAUCCUGCUCUCAUCACCGGAGAGGUCACUAAGCGUCUGCUGAAUGCCAACAACUGCAUGUUACUGCUGAGCUUCUUGAUCUCCGAGCUCGAGUCGUCUAGGAUGAUCCUGGUGAACCAGCCCCAGAAGAAGGGGCAGGAGACGGGCGGCAGUAAAGUCUUCAUGGAGCUGAAGGGCAUCUGUAUGGCUCUGGGCAUGUCCAAACCUCCUCCUAACAUCACCAUGUUCCAGUUCUUCAGCGGUAUUGAGAAAAAGCUGAAGGAGGCUUUGUCCAAGGUCCCUUCAUCUCAUAUUGGAGAACCUCUGCUGAAGAAACCACUGGGCCCUGUGCAUUGGGAGAAAAUUGAAGCAAUAAACCAAGCACUUGUGAAUGAGUAUGACGUCAGAAGGAAGAUGUUGCUGAAACGACUGGAUGUGACGGUGCAGUCUUUUGGCUGGUCGGUAAAAGCCAAGACACAUGCUGAUAAACUUUCGAAAGUGUACCAGCCUCUUCGAGUGGUGCUGGCCGCUAAAACCAGAGUGUCUGUGGCUCACCUGUUUGCUGCUAGAGAAGAUUUAUCAAAGAUCUUGAGAACCAGCAGUGGUCACAUCAGGGAGAAAACAGCCUGUGCCAUUAACAAGGUCCUGAUGGGUCGUGUUCCUGAUCGAGGAGGGAGACCCAAUGAGAUCGAGGCCCCACCUCCAGAGAUGCCCACGUGGCAGAAACGGCAGGAUGGUCCACAAGGGGGCGGCGGAGGACAGUACUACUCUGGUGGUGGUGGAGGAGGAAGAGGUGGUGGACGAGGUGGCUACGAUCAGCAGCAGGGUGGCCGUGGAGGUCAUGAGAGAGGAGGUGGAGGCAGAGGUGGGAGAGGAGACCACCGUGGAGGUAAAGCGCAGGGGAACUGGCAGGACGGCUCUGGCGGAGGUGGAUACCAGGGUCAUUACCAGGACGGUGGAUAUCGAGGAGGAUACGGAGGAGGAGGUGGUGGCGGCUACCAAGGAGGCCAGCAGGGAUCGGGCUACCAAGGAGGCCAACAAGGACCUGGGUACCCAGGAGGAGGAUAUCAGGGCGGAGGUGGGGGUUACCAGCACGAGGGCUACUAUCAGGAUGGAGGACGACACCAGGAGAGAGGAGGAAGGGGUGGGGGUGGGCGUGGGGGUAGAGGAAGAGGAGGAGGAGGAGGAGGAGGAGGAGGAGGAAGAGGAAGUGGGCAGGGAGGAGGAUGGGGUGGAAGAGGAGGGCAGAAUUAUAACCAAGGAGGGCAAUUUGAGCAAUUCUUUCAGCAAGGUGGGCAACAGUAUAACCAGGCCGGCUUUGGCCAGGGAAGACAGUUUACAAGCUGAAAACAGACUGUUACUGCGAUCUACAGCUUCAAAAAGGACCCACAGUUCUCUGAGGGUGGGAGACCGAGAGAGACGCAGGCCUCUGAAUGAGCAGACAGGCAUUACAUCUCAUCAUUCCCAUGGUGCCUCUGGAGUCUGUUUUACAGAGAUCUCCUCUGAAUGAACAAUGCGCUUCUACAUGUGUGCAGUUGGUUUAAACGGUUCUACUUCCAGCAAACCAAUUAAACUACUUUAGUUAUUUGGAAGUGCGAGGUUGGGUUGCCAAAAACUCCUUGGAUGAACUUUGGUGUGUUGCUGGGUUUAUUUUCUUCUUCCUUCCUCAUUGAUGAUUGACAUCGGUCCAGUCUACUGCCUGAUCUCGCUGCCCCGACUCUGAAUCUGAUGAAGCCUUAUACUAGGAAGUGAUCAAACUUUUGUUGUUCUAGUUUUAUUUAUGGAAAUGUUACUUUGACUUCAUUAGUUCUCAAUGUCCAUCCUGUCAUUUCAACUUGAACAUGUUUUUUUCUUUUCUUUCCCAUCUCACUCAGUGAGAUGUUGUUAACAUGAAUAAAGAUCAGCUGAGUUCUCGA